AUGGGCUCAUGGCCAAUAGUGGCUGGCGGCGUGGGCCCCGCCCUGUCAGCUGCUUGUUUCCACGGGACGAGUGGGAGGGGCGAGAGGCGGGACGAAGCAGGAGUGGGGCGGGGCUGGAGAAGGGGAGGGGCCCACGACCCGGCCAGCGGAGCCGCGGAGGACAAGCUGCUGAGGUGGCUGUCGCCGGCUCAGAGCUGCGGCUUCCCGGGUCUAGCCUCCCCGAUGGAGGCCGAGGCCGCGGAUGCCCCCCCGGGAGGGGUCGAGGCGGCACUCAGCUGCUUCUCUUUCAACCAAGACUGCACAUCCCUAGCAAUUGGAACCAAAGCCGGUUACAAGCUGUUUUCUUUGAGUUCUGUGGAGCAACUGGACCAAGUCCAUGGAAGCAAUGAAAUCCCUGAUGUGUACAUCGUGGAGCGCCUCUUCUCCAGCAGCCUGGUGGUGGUGGUCAGCCACACCAAACCACGGCAGAUGAAUGUAUAUCACUUCAAGAAAGGCACAGAGAUCUGUAAUUAUAGCUACUCCAGCAACAUCUUGUCCAUAAGGCUGAACAGGCAGAGGCUGCUGGUCUGCCUGGAGGAGUCCAUUUAUAUCCACAACAUUAAAGAUAUGAAGCUGUUGAAGACCCUCUUGGAUAUUCCUGCAAACCCAACAGGUCUGUGUGCCCUCUCUAUCAACCAUUCCAAUUCUUACCUGGCCUAUCCUGGGAGCCUGACUACAGGUGAAAUUGUGCUUUAUGAUGGAAACUCCCUGAAAACUGUCUGCACCAUCGCUGCUCAUGAGGGGACACUAGCCGCCAUCACCUUCAACUCCUCAGGCUCCAAACUAGCAAGCGCAUCUGAAAAAGUAAGUCCCCAACAUCCCCUCUUGUCUGGGGGGGUCCUGAGGUGCCCAGAGGUCUGAUGGGAAGAGGCUGGAGACAUGAUGCUCGAGUGGUCUCUGGAUCUGCUUUCUUUAAGAGUGAGGAUUUCUACAUGGGUGGCUCACACCUGUAAUCUUAAUUACU
This is a messenger RNA of Castor canadensis (American beaver), 1003 nucleotides long. The record is from RefSeq and is a predicted model, not a curated record. Lineage: Eukaryota; Metazoa; Chordata; Mammalia; Rodentia; Castoridae.